GUCAAGCCAUCACUACAGACUUAUUUUCGCAGAGUGUAGAUGCGUGUGUAAAACGAGCUUAGAUUAAUUAUUCUAUUUCAGUGAUAAAAACGUGCAAAACCCUUUGAAAAACCAGCACCAGCUAACGAGGAACACUUUUCUGCUACACUAGCACUAUUUUCGUUUCGGCACGGGUGGUGUAUUUUUCGGGACGCUGCGGGAAGCAAACGACGUGGACAUCGAUCCCUGGCGUCAACAUAUCGAUCGCCUCGUGUAGACGUGUGCGAUGAAUGUAGGUGAAACAGCCGUAAGUAGGAUUAUGAACUCGCAAGAUCAAACAUUGAGCCAGCAGCAGGCUGCCUGGAUGGCAGCCGCCCAGGCAGUCCAGCAGCAGACCGCAGCUGGUGGGGGCUACGGCGGAGCGUACGGAAUGAACCAGCAGCAGCAGCAACAGCAGCAACAGCAACAGCAAUAUGCUCAGUUUUACGCGCUGUACCAGCAGCUGCAGUACAGCAACUCUGGCGGUGGCCUGCAGGGCAACAUGGGACAGCCUGGCUUCGGGGCGGCCAACAGCAACAAGGGCGUUAGCGGCGUGGGCGGCACGAUGAACAACUCACCAGCCGGAUUUUCGGCUGGCGCAAUGUCCGAUAACGGCGUCGCCGGUGGUAUGGGUUCGCCUGGCAUCGGAAUGGCGGGUGGCAAGUUUUUCAGCUCUCCUCAGCAGAACCAGCAGCAGCAGCAGCAGCAACAGCAGUCCGGCAAUGACGGAAUGGGUUUCAAGCAGGCCCCCAGUCAGUUUGGGCCGAUUCGCUUCAACAUCAACAAGCAUCCGCAGCGAGUGAGCCCGAUCGUGGCCAGCAAUCCGCUGGCACAGGCAAGCCAAAUACACGCCCAGCAACAGCAGCAGCAUAUGCAGCAACAGCAACACCAGCAGAUGAUGGCCGCGUUCCAAAAUCAAAAUGGUACGGGCGGUGGCAAGAAAAAGCGCAAAAAGAACAAAAACAACAACAUGAACAACCAGCAUGGCAACGGAAAUGGUGGCUCUGGAGGUGGUGGCGGCGGUGGUACGAUUUUCAUGAACGGUGUGCUCAACCCGACCGCCAACAUUCCGCCACUGAUGCCGGCGGGCUCGCUGCCGGUGUCGCCUGCUGGCAGCAGUGCCGGUGCCAGCUUUGUAACGUCUCCCCCCGAUCUGAGCAAGCCACCGCCUCCGCUGCCGGCAGUGCCGGGUGGUGCCAUUCCCGGUGGUGUCGGUCCCGGCGCCGGCAUUGGGCUCGCGCCGCAACCGCAGGCACCGACGCCGCCGAACGUUGGACCGCCGAAGAAGCCCGACCCGUUCCACAAUCCAACCGACGAUUGGCCGCAAAGCUUGAACAACUUCGUGGCCCGAUGCUACGCCAAGUGCAAGACCGAUUUCGACAAAGAUCAGAUCGACAUCUGUCUGAAGGGCCGCAUUACGGCCGCGGCCAACAAGGGUGAAUUGUGGACGAAAGACUGGGAUAACGAGCCGGUGCCGAGCGUGCACAGCGAGCGCAACCAGCAGCCGCUGCUGCUGCCGAAUCUUGGCAGCGGCGUGCUGGGCAUGGGGUCGCCCAACAACAAGGGCGGCAAGCUGGGCGGGCUGGCCCAGUACCAGAGCCCGCUUGGAAACGUCAAGGGAGGCGGCCAGCACCCGGCGCCGUACGGGGCUAAGAAGACAACACCAAACCAGGCGGGUCUUUCGCAACCGUUCGGCACGAGGCUGGGCGUCAAGUCGGGCGGAAGUUCGACCACGGGCAGCAGGAAAUCUUCCCGCCCGUCGCGUUCGCGAUCGCGCUCACCCAGCCGGUACAGCAGCAGCGGCAGCCGCAAUCGGCGCAGCCGUUCGUCCAGCGACGAUUCACGGUCGCCACGCCGCAAGGGACGGCGAUCGUCGAGCAGCAGCGACAACGACAGCCGUGCCGGGGGUUACGCGAGCAAAUCGUUCGGCAAGGGUAGUAACAACAGCAAGCAGCAGCAGCAACAGAAGCACAAGAAUCAGAAAAAUCAGAUGAAUAACAGCAAAAACCAGCAGCAGCGCAAAUCGCACGGCGGAUUUUAUUCCGAGCACGGCCAGAUUGGCGGUGCGGUCGAGGGUGACCUCGAGCAGCUGAGGAAGCGUGCCGCGCGCUUUAACGGCCAGGGCGGCAAGAAGGUGCCGCCGGUCGUUGCCUCCAACAUCGUGUCGCCGUUCGGUGGCAGGAAGGACCGCCGGCAGACCAUGCCGACGGUGGCGUCGCGCAUCUUCGUCGACGAGGCGGGCGAUCGCGACAACGAGGACGAUGAGGUGGAUCUGUUCGAUCUGCACAUCGUCGGCACGUGUCGCGAUCUGGAAAAGAGCUUCCUCCGUCUGACGAAGGCGCCGGCCGCGUCCGAGGUGCGCCCGGUCGAGGUGUUGCGCCACUCGUUGCAGAACGUCAAGAAGAGAUGGGUCGAAAAGCAGGACUACUUUUACGCCUGCGAUCAGCUGAAAUCGAUCAGGCAGGAUUUAACGGUACAAGGUAUUCGAGACGCGUUCACCGUACAGGUUUACGAAACACACGCCCGCAUUGCGAUGGAAAAGGGCGACCAUGAGGAGUUUAACCAGUGCCAGACGCAGCUCAAAAUGCUCUAUACCGAUGUGGGGGGCGAGAACCAUCUAGAGUUUACCGCGUACCGAAUCCUGUACUACAUCUUCACCAAAAACACCUUAGAUCUGACCACCAUUCUCAAGUCCUUGACGGCGGCGGAUAAAGAGAGUGACAUUGUAGGGUUCGCGCUCCGGCUCCGGUCGGCCUGGGCGCUGAGCAAUUAUAGCACUUUCUUCAAGCUCUAUCGCGAUGCGCCAUUGAUGGCCGGGUAUUUGAUCGAUUGGUUCAUCGAGCGUGAACGCAAACUUGCACUCAAAUCCAUUAUUAAAGCUUAUCGUCCCAAUGUGCCGGUGGAAAUGGUCAGCCAAACGCUGGCAUUCGACAGCGAGCAGAAAUGUUGCGAGUGGUUAGAGUCGUUAGAAAUGAUCAUGGCCAGCGUACCGGUGCCAGCGGCUAAACCAGCGCCGGCGGAGGGAUCGUCGGAAGCGGUGAUGGGUGGUGCGGCUGCUGCUGCUGUUGCUGCUGUGGAUAGUAAAAGUGUACCAAGUGCUACGAGAAAAGUGAUCGACUGCAAGCUAUGCAUGAACCUGUUGGCCAAUUUCUAGUUCGGCUGCGCUCAAAACGCAAACGCGCCACGCACGACGGCGUACCGUAGGGGGAAGCGGAGUCAAGUCAGCCAUGGAGUUGUCUUCGUUUCGAUGAUGCCAUGCCCCGUUGGGAGCUAAUUUACGUCCAAGGCAGAAAAAAGAGCUGAUGUCGGCAAAUUCGGCCAACAGAUUGCGCAUUCUCUUCCGAUGUUCGACUGUGUACAAGCAUGGCGGUCUUGGCCUGUCCGGUUUGCCAGACACAUAUAUCUAGCCUGUAGCGUAACCGCCGUCUUCCCCUAAGUCGUGCGUACCAAUGGCCAAAGCUGGUCGGCUCUCCUCCCGCUUUCUUGGCAAAUCGUGUUUUUCUUCGAGCCGUUACGCACCGCAGAAAAUUGAGUGGCGCGCAACAUUCAACGUGGGGAAGGAGAAAAAUUUGUUUUAGAAUUUUUCUCCUUUCGGCAAUAAUCCUUCAAAUGCUGUUCGUGUCUGUGUGUGAUUACGGAAAGGAACAAUCAAUAUGGCCCACACACACACUGGGCGAGACACGUACAGUGAAAAAAAAAUUGCAUAGAUUUGGACUUGCGUGUGAUUUUGUGUGUAUGUGAAGUGCGAUUUAUGUGAGUACGGUGUGAUUUAGGGUUUUUUUUAAUGUGUCAGUGAAAUUGGAAUGGAGUGAACAUCGGACUAAUCGGCGGUCGAGCAACUUCUGCGUGGAAACGGUCACUACUUUAGAUGUGCUCUCUAAAAAUAUCGCCAUAACUUGUUCGAAGAAGCAAUAUUCAGUUUCUAUCGGUACGUAACAGCACAUUUCAAAAUUGCUAAAAAGUUAUGGCACAAAAGCACACAAUAGCAUAAAGGACACACUGCUGCUACCGUAAAAUAGUUCUAGAAAAGCUCCAGCCGGUUGUUUUCAUGAAAGUUUCUCAACGUUUUUCGAUGCGCUGGAGGAAUGGCGCUGCUACCUUUACCUCUGCCUCGUGCCACGCGUUAUCCUCCAUAAAAUGCCAGCAAACAGGAGCUCUUGAAGCAAAUUGAUCGCUCCGAGCUAAUCCACAGCGCUGUAAUUUUCCGCCCCCCGGGCUGGGAUUUCCAUCAUUUUCAAUCUGAACCGAGGGAGUGAUUCCUAACUCCCGCAAUUGAGUGUCUUCUUAGUGAAAUGUAGAGUGUGACCGAAACCCCAAACCCUUCCGAGAACGGCGAGCAGUGCGACGAAAAGAAGAGGAACUAUUUAUGUUGAUUUAUCUUCCGUUUCAUUCUGAACCGCGCGGCACAGCACAAUCAGCCCCGAAGAACUGUUGCACGCGAAAGGAACAUGUGUGACGCUAGAUAGUCGUUCGAAAUUAUGAACAAAGGACAGCACAAAGACUGGCUCGUAUGCCGGGCCGAUGCGCAAACGGAAAAUCCGUUUAGUGAAGGGGACAGAUCGAUGGCAAGAGCUCACAGGAGUGUGCGUAUACGUGCACGGGGAAGGGAAAAACCCAACAUUUUCGCCGGGUUUAACCUGUUUCCGAUCGAAGAUGCCACCUAAAUUACCACAAUUCUACAUCACACACCGCAUCCGAAGACCGACGAUUUGCGUAUAAUACUGGCUGUGAACAGUACAAAAGCAUGCAAUGCGCUCAAAGAGAAGGAGGUUUCUGGUCACACCGACUGCUGCUGCUGCUGCUGCUAAUGAUUGCAGAGAUGGGGAAGAAUGGGGCAGUAACUUUCCACUAUCCAAACAAUCCAUCCUGGGGCACACUCCUUUAAAACCCUUCUUUGUUACUCCUGUCCGGCAACUCUCGAACAAUUCCCGUCUAAUCUCGAAAGAGAUUAUCCUUCAUCCCCCAAGACUUAUCCCGUCCCAAAACCACGUUGAAACCAUUGUUGAUGUGUAUUUUUGACGCUGACACAGUCAGUUGACUUACUACUUAGAUGAAACCAGCCGCCGCCCCACCAACCGGGCGUUCUACACCGACUUCGUUCGCGCGAAAACCAUCGAAAGGGGAUCGCAUCGUCGUUUGCAAAGCCUGGCAGGAAGUGAUCAACAACAACUGUAACAUAUCCCGGUACGAUCGUUUGUCGCCGUUAUCAUCGAACAUCAUUGCACACGCAACAUCACACGUGCAAAUUAACUUCUUACCAUACAAAAAAGGAACGUAAUGUCCCACUACCAUUACCGUUUCCAUCCUCCUGUCUGGUUGGUGUGUGCUUUUUAUCCCCCCCGUCCCGGUAAAAAGACACACGUACUGUUGACUGUGUUGUACAGUGCUCUCCGCUUAGGAUAAGAAGGAAAAAAAUGGGCCACUGAGGGCAGGUGGACCGUGCUGUUAAUUUCGAUCCAUUUUCCCCCGUACUGUUAUUAUUUGCUAUGUUGAUAUGUGUGUAUAUAUAAAUAAUAUAGAGUAUAAAAAGUAUCUACUAGUUAAUCCGGUUUACGCGCGCGCGCUACACGAGAUGAGAUGUAAGUUUUCGGCGUAAAAAAUAGCGAGAAGAGCAAACAAAAAAAUCACAUUCGUUACCACGGUACAGGGAAAUCGAAUGUUAUCGCCACCUCCUUCUCCCUUGUCCAUUGUUUUGCACCAAUCAUCUCGCAAUCUUCCCAAAACCACCAGCCCCUUGCGCGAACCUGUGACGGGGAGGAUGGGUUUUGGGUCGUCAUCAUCCACUGUACUUGUAAGAAUUUCAAAUAAAUAAAAGUUUUAGUUGCAACAAU
This is a messenger RNA of Anopheles merus, 5849 nucleotides long. RefSeq names its product leukocyte receptor cluster member 8. The coding region runs from base 266 to 3172 and encodes 968 amino acids. Gene Ontology annotation, cellular component: nucleus. The record is from RefSeq and is a predicted model, not a curated record. Lineage: Eukaryota; Metazoa; Arthropoda; Insecta; Diptera; Culicidae. The transcript is spliced from 5 exons.